Carassius auratus (goldfish) is the source of this 5833-nucleotide messenger RNA. Its product is annotated as neural-cadherin-like. The record is from RefSeq and is a predicted model, not a curated record. NCBI's taxonomy places the organism in Eukaryota, Metazoa, Chordata, Actinopteri, Cypriniformes, Cyprinidae. Gene Ontology annotation, cellular component: catenin complex; adherens junction; plasma membrane. Gene Ontology annotation, molecular function: calcium ion binding; cadherin binding; beta-catenin binding. Gene Ontology annotation, biological process: cell morphogenesis; adherens junction organization; cell migration.
AUUAACUACAUCAUUCUGAAGGAUCAAAGUGGGGACUCACAGUUCUUCAGCAUCAUCCACACCCGGGCCACCUUCGACCGUGAGCAGAAAGGCUCCUACUUGAUCGAGGAGUCUCAGGACAGCUCAGAGUCGGGCCGACCCGGUCAGCAGGGUCAACCCAACACAGACACAGCCUACGUGAGGGUUUUUGUCACAGAUGUAAAUGACAAUGCUCCAGCCUUCUCUCAGCCUGUAUAUGAGAUCAGUGUGGAGGAAGACAAAGAAGUGGGCUUUGUGGUCAUUACAGUUACAGCUAACGAUGAAGAUGAAGGUGCCAAUGCCAAACUGCGGUACCAGAUUACCUCUGGGAACACCAUGGGCGCAUUCGAUGUGGAGCCAGAGGUUGGCACGAUCUUCAUUGCCCAGCGGCUAGACUAUGAGCAGGUGCAGCGCUAUGAGUUACGACUGGUUGCGUCGGAUGGAAAAUGGGAAAACCAGACAAUGGUUGUCAUUAAUGUCAUCAACCAGAAUGAUGAGGCACCCCUUUUCACUCAGACUGAGUACCACGCCAGCGUCAUGGAAGAACUUACAGAGCUUCCUGUCCUUGUACUUGAGGUCUCAGCCACAGAUCCAGAUCAGGAGGCGGACCAGCGUGCAGUGCGGUAUUCUCUACAUGGGCAGGGAGCUGGUAGUGAAUUCACCAUAGAUGAGAUGAAUGGUAGGAUCUUCUCCCAACGUCGUUUAGAUCGUGAGGUCCGCUCGGCCUGGCAAUUUCUGGUACUUGCCACUGAUGAGAAUGGGGCAGGUCUUACCGGGUUUGCUGAUGUUCUAGUCGAAGUGCAGGAUAUCAAUGACAAUGCACCUGUCUUCCUGUGUGCAACAGACAACUGCUUUUUGGGUCACGUGCCUGAGAACUCCCCAGCGGACACUUCCAUAAUGGAGAUGCAGGCCACUGACCUAGAUGAUCCAAAAGCUGUGAAAAACGCUAUCCUUACAUACAGAAUUGUGCAGAAUGUGCGCAAUGAGAUCAAUCUUAACCUUUUCUCCAUCAACCCAGCCACAGGCACAAUCUAUACUGUUUUGCGCUCUUUGGACAGGGAAGUGGUGGAUCGAUAUCUUGUUGUGGUAGAAGCUCGUGAUGGAGGAGGACUUUUGGGGACAGGGACAGCCACCAUCAUAGUUUCUGACGUCAAUGACCAUCCUCCAGUGUUUACCCAGAGAGUCUACAUGGCCUCUAUGCCAGAAAACUUGGACAUCAACAGCGAGGCAGUGGUAGUGGCUGCCACCGAUGGUGAUGAAGGUGAAAAUUCAGUCAUGACGUUCAGCAUCAUUGGUGGGGAUGAAGACCGCAAAUUCUUCAUUGAGACUGACAAGGUGAACCACCGUGGCAUAGUGAGGCUGAAGAAGAAGAUUGACUUUGAGAAGCCACAUGAGCGCACAUUCAACCUGACGAUCAAAGUGGAGGAUGCUGACUUCUUUAGCCUGGCCUACUGCAUCAUUCAGGUGGAAGACUCCAAUGACCACACUCCAGUCUUCUUCCCACAGUUCUACGAAGCGGGAUCCAUGUUUGAGGACGUUCCAGUAGGCACCAUCUUGGCACAGGUGACAGCAGUGGAUCUGGACUCUGGACAAAAUGGGAGGUUCACAUACAGCAUCGCCCCAGAAUCUGACCCCUUUCAGCAGUUCCUGGUAGAUAAGAGUGGUUGGGUUGUGGUAGCUGACUCUCUGGAUAGUGAAAAGGUAUCUCAACAUAGGCUUAUGAUCCUGGCCACUGACAUGGGCAGCCCUGCUCUGACUGGCUCUGCCAUUGUGCUAGUGACCGUACAAGAUGUCAAUGACAAUGGACCAGAGUUUGAGGCUCCAUAUCGGCCCAUUGUGUGGGAGAACACUAUUGCACCACAGGAUGUUCACAUGAACGAUACAUCCGUUCUGUUGCAUGUUAUUGACAGAGACACAUCAUCCAACGGAGGGCCUUUUUCCAUCCGUCUGCUGAUGCUGACAUCUGAUGUUACUAAUUUCAACUUGACUGAUCUGCGGAAUGGCAGCGCCUUGAUAACCGCUCUCCGCAGCUUUGACCGGGAACAGCAGAAGCAGUAUCUUCUCCCCAUCCUGAUGAUUGACAGCGGUUCACCACCAAUGAGCUCCACCAGUACACUCACCAUCAUAAUUGGAGAUAAAAAUGACCAUCCCCAUGCACCUGGACACAGCGAGUUCAUUGUGUACAAAUUACCGGGUGCAUUCCCCAUGACAGUGCUUGGACAGGUUCAAUCCCCUGACCUUGAUGAUUGGAGUGAGAAGGUUUACAAGUUCGAAGGCAAACCCCCCAGGCAAUUCAGCCUGAACCAAAACACCGGUCAGCUGAGCAUCCGAGAGGGAACACCAGCUGGACUCUACAGCCUGCAGGUGAGGGUGGCAGAUAAGAGCUGGCCUGAUGUCACCUCAUCAGCCGAGGUCAUGGUGAUGGAGCUGGAGGAGGAGGCGCUGAGGAAUGCUGGGUCAAUCAGACUGGCCAACCUUUCUGCAAAUGAGUUUUUCCCAGCAUCAACUAAUGAGGAGAGCCGAUACAUGCGUCUCCGUCGCCUCUUGUCCGAGCUCUUCCAGAUUGAUAUUGAGAACGUCGACAUCUUUAGCCUGGCCAGUGGCAGUCAACCAAUACAGCAUCACCUCAGCGUGUGGUUUGCCGCCCAUGGCUCGUCAUACUACAAGCCAGAGAAACUCCACGGCUAUGUGGCAAUGCACAAAGCCAAGCUGGAGUCCGCUCUGGGUGUGCCCAUUCUACAGGUGGGGGUGGACGAGUGCACCUAUGCUGCCUGCGGUCAAACAGGUGGCUGCUCUAACAAGGUGACAUUCAGUGACACCCCUAAAACACUGAACAAUGGAAAUGUCUCUUUGGUGUCUGUCUCAGCCAAAGCGAGCGCUCAGUGUGGCUGUCUUGCUCGAGAGCGCGUUCACCUGCACUGCUCUUCAUACUCACACAACCCUUGCCUGAAUGGAGGCACCUGUGUGGACAGUGAACUAGGCUACAGGUGUAAAUGUCCCCCUAUGUUUGAUGGACCAGAAUGCCAGCAAACCAAGCACAGUUUCCUGGGUAAUGGUUAUGCUUGGUUCUCUCCCAUAAGGCCUUGCUUCCAGAGCCACAUCUCUCUGGAGUUUAUUACAGAGGUAGGCAAUGGUCUGCUAUUCUACAAUGGCCCAAUGGGAACACCUCAGCCUGGAGAAAAAGAGGACUUCAUUGCACUGGAGCUGAAAAAUGGAGUUCCUGUGCUGAGUGUGAAUCAUGGUUCAGGGACUCUAACACUGCAGCUGUCCGCGAGAGCCACUGUCACGGACCGCCGCUGGCAUCACCUCGACAUCAUCAGCGAUGGCAAGACUGUCCAGAUGAUUCUGGACCACUGCUCUGGUGCAAUGGUGAAUGAGGUAGAAGGCCUGGGAGUUGAGAUGUUUGAGACUGAUCAGUCGUUGUGCAAGGCCUCCGGAGAGACGCCAGGCAGUGAAAGGUUUUUGGAUGUGUACCAACCUCUCCAGUUGGGUGGGGUUAAAGAGACACACUCACCCCGUAGCUCACACCCCCAUUACAAAGGAUUUGUGGGAUGUGUGAGGAACCUGGUGGUGGAUAGUCAGGUGUACGACCUCGGCAGCACAGCAGAGAGUGAGAACAGUGCCCCGGGAUGUGCCCUAACAGAUGGUGUGUGUCUGACCGCUGGAGGACCCUCCUGUGGGGUCCAUGGGAAAUGUCUGGGGGAAUGGGGCUCCUUCAGCUGUGAUUGCCACCCUGGAUAUAGCGGACACAAGUGUGACAAAGCGCUUCCUGAGUGGUCGUUUGAGAAGGACAGUGUUCUGAGGUACCAGCUGAGAGGUGGAGGAAGUCCACGCAAAACCCAAGCUCACUUCCUGCUGAGAACCCGCUCCUCCAUGGGCAGCCUGCUCAGCAUGGCCUCACGUGACACCAACGAGUUCAUUAUCCUUGAAAUGGUAGAUGGGUUCCUCACUGUCGGUGCAAACCUUGGAGACGGCAAUCACUCUCUGAAGUUAACAGGUCAUCGUGUGAACCACGGCCAGUGGGUCUUCAUUAGCCUUCAUCGCUAUGACAACACCUUUACCCUGCGACUGGAGCAGGGAGGGGGGUCACGGGAGGUCACAGGGGUCCUGGGUCAGAAAAAGGAAAUAGUAGUUCACCCCUCCAGUGUGUUUCUGGGAAACAGUGCAUCUCCAAACACACAGAGAGACUUUCAGGGCUGUAUGCGGGACGUAAGACUGAACGGUCACUCUCUGCCACUGGAUGGUCAGGGCACAGAGUUCAGUACUGUGCUGGAGAGCCGUGGAGUCGUGCCCGGCUGCCACUCUGACGCCUGCAGUGUCAAACCCUGCCUGAGUCCGCUGUACUGCGUCGACCUGUGGAGGAAACACGAGUGCAGGUGUCCAACCAAUCAGGUUGCAGUGGUGGAUGAGGUCACAGGUCUUCUGCAUUGCGCCCCAUCCCCCUGUGUCCCCACCUCAUGUCAUAAUGGUGGCACCUGCCUGGCUCACUCCACCAAGAGCUACCAGUGCCGCUGUCCAGAGGGCUUCAGGGGCCAGUGGUGUGAGAUCGGCCGGGUCAAAUCUCUCCAUCUCACAGCGCUCAGUCCCAGCUCCAUCCUAGCCAUCAGCAUGUGUCUACUCAUCUUUUUCGCCGUGCUUGUGGCGGUGACCGUAUGGAAUCAGAAGGGUAGUCGGAAUAAGUUCCGCAAGCGAGGUGUUUACCACAUCCCAGCGGAGAACGAGAGCUGGGAGGACAUCCGGGAGAACAUCCUCAACUACAACGAGGAGGGAGGAGGAGAGCAGGACCAGAAUGCCUAUGACAUCACUGAGCUGAAGAGGCCUCUGUGUUCCAGCUUGUCGCAGUCCUCCUCCUGCACCACCGCCCCCCUCAUCAAAUCAUCCCAGGGCUCUCAGGAGGAGGUCCAUCCCUGCGGACACAUCAGCCUUCCCUACCACCACAAUGCCAGCUGCAGCGGUCCCUGCUCCAUGGACUUCAAGAGCUACGUGUCGCGCAUCAUCUGGGAGGCUGAUAAUGACAGCCUUGCGUUCCCCAUGGACACCUACCACGUGUACUGCAUCGAGGGAAUGGGCUCCAGCGCGGGCAGCCUCAGCUCUCUGGGAUCGGCCGUUUCAGAGGAGGCCUUCACCUACGACUCUCUGCGGCACUGGGGCUCCAAGUUCGAAGCCCUCAGCGAGCUUUAUCAUCGACCUGAGCUGGCCAUCCCCUACAUGGACACGGUGCAAAGCCAAAGCCAGGAACAAUAACCUUCAAGUUACUGAUGACUUCAAGCCCAGCGUUUGUUUUUGUGUUAGUGUUUUAUAGCCUUUAUAGGGUUCCAACUCUACAAAAAUGUGUCCUAAGUAACGGUUUCUGUUCAUUUCAGAUCACACAGCUUUAAGUGUGAGGAGCAGCUGAGGUUAGAGAAAUGAUUUGUUUUAUUUAUUGAGUAAAAUAUUAAAUGUACUGUAUUUAUUUUUGCUCUGAUAGGGAACAAAGCCAGUGAAUCAUCAGGACUUCACCAUGAUGAACAUGGUAUAGUCACAUCCAGCAUCUCACAACUAAUGUGCGUUUUAGUGAACACACAUGACUAAUGCUGCAUUCCUUUUCACUCCGAAAUUUACAGCUUUCUUUGUGGAAAUGUGCAUUAGAAUGCCACUUUAUGUAAGAUAUCCAUCUUAGAAGCUUGUGCGGAACUUUGAUUUUGCCAAAUUUUUAAUUCACAGUAGCGUUCAGAAGUUUGGGAUCGGUAAGAUUUUUAUUGUAAAAAAUUAAAAUUAAAAUCCAGUAAAACAUUGACAUUGUGAAGUAUUAUUACUUUUUAAAAUAACCUUUUUA